AUGCCGGAGGAAAUAAUGGAAGCCGAGUGGAGAAUGGCUGACUCGUUGUCGCAACAGCUUCGCAUUCAAUGCCAACGAUACAAAAUUCUACUCACACACUAUGCAUGUGAUGGAGGUCUCGUCGACCUGGACCCCUGUUUCGAGCUCUUCGGUCAUUCUGGGACUGCCGGCCGCUCGGACCACCGGUUUGGGUCAACAAUUUAUGAAGUAAUUGGUGUUCGUGUUCGUGCGAAUCAACAUGGGUACCUCAAACCACCUUCCCUUCGUAGAGAUCGACAUCUAAACCAGCGACAGGCGAACCACGGUCGGCUGUUGGGACAACACAUCGAUCCCAGCCUCCAGGCGUAUAAAAGGUUGCGCAAGAUGUCGUGGGACGUCGUGCCUCGCUUCGACUUCCCGGGUAGCGGUCCCUGGACUCUGUUUCCCAUGAGGACUAGCGGCCUCUACACUGGUGGAUCUCCGGGUCCGGACCGCGUUAUCAUCCAAGAUGGCGAUUGCUCGAUUGCCGGGCAGAUCACCCACACUGGCGCCUCUGGUAACGCCUUUGUCGGCUGUUCCGGUACCAGCUAGAGUGGUAAAGAUCGCGACGCGGAUGUUUUGACAUUUCAAUCACUUCAUGCGAGGGCGGAAGGAAUGUUUCGACAAAUGUUGCCGCACGUACAAGAGGGUGCUAUG
Messenger RNA from Sodiomyces alkalinus F11, 675 nucleotides. RefSeq lists its product as hypothetical. NCBI's taxonomy places the organism in Eukaryota, Fungi, Ascomycota, Sordariomycetes, Glomerellales, Plectosphaerellaceae. The transcript is spliced from 8 exons. The coding region runs from base 1 to 570 and encodes 189 amino acids. Gene Ontology annotation, molecular function: RNA nuclease activity; RNA binding. The record is from RefSeq and is a predicted model, not a curated record.